AUGGCGAUGCACGGGGCCUCACGCCUGGCCUGGUGUCUCCGUCGGGUCGGGGCCAGCGCCGACUGGCUGCUGCUGGAGGCCGGUACUCAGGUAACUGUAGGCCGAGGACUAGAUCUCACCUACCAGCUCGUGUCAAAAACCUGCCCCUUAAUGAUCUCUCGUAAGCACUGUGUUUUCCAGCAAAAUGCAGAAGGACAGUGGACUGUCAAGGAUAACAAGAGUCUAAAUGGAGUCUGGCUUAACAAACAGCGCCUGGAUCCCUCAAAAGCCUAUCCUAUCACUGAAGGAGACCGUAUCCAGUUGGGAGUGCCUUUGGAAAACAAAGAGACUGCUGAAUAUGAGUAUGAAGUGAUUAAAGAGGAAUGGGAGAAAAUUAGACCUUUUUUGGCUCAAAGGAGUGAUCUAGGGAAAGCGAAGAGUUCAAGAACUAAACGUAAAUUUAAUGUGGAAGAAUUGGAAACACCUGAAUCAGAAGGCCCUUCAAACUCCAGAUCCAAAAGAAACAGAGUGUACUGUGAUAGUGAACCUUUGGGUAAAUCAUGGGGAAGGGUAGAAGAGGCCAAACCAUUAGAGAAUAUGGAUGUCAAGCUGCUUUCUCCUGGACCAAGUGAAGUGGAUAGUGAUCCAGUGUGUAGUAGCCCUGUACACACUGAAAAAGCUGUGUCUGUCCCAUGUAAUGUCCAGAAAGACUCUGGUCUUGCACAGUCAUGGACUGGCUUGGAAACGCUGAGGAAAAGUCUAGUAGAUACAAUGAAGUUAAAGGUCAAAAUGCAGGAGAAGCAGACAGCAGUUCUGAACAUAAAACAGAAGCACAAAAAGUGUGCUCAGAAGGAGAUCCUGGCGAUGGAGCAGGAGCUACAGGAGUUGCAGGACCAGCUGUGCAUAGAACAAGAGCAUCAGCAGCAGCAGGUGGAAGAGCUGGAAAGGACAUUCUCUAAAGAGAAACAGAAGCUGAAGGGAAUAGAGAGACAACAUGGGCAAGAGAACCUAAAGGAGCAGCUGGCCCAGGUCCUGCAAGAGCAUCAUGCUUUGAUGGAAGAACUGAGCCGUAGUAAAAAAGAUUUUGAGGAGAUAAUUCGAGCCAAGAAUAAAGAACUGGAAGAAACCAAGGAGGAGAAAGAAAAGGUGAGAGCCCAAAAAGAAGAGGUGUUGAAUCAGAUGACUGAUGUGUUGGAGAAUGAGUUGCAGUGCACAAUCUGUUCUGAGCACUUUAUUGAGGCAGUCACCUUGAACUGUGCACACAGUUUCUGCUCCUACUGUAUUAGUGAGUGGACAAAACGUAAAGUGGAGUGCCCUAUCUGCAGGCAGGAGAUCAAAUCAAAGACACGCUCUCUGGUGCUGGAUAACUGCAUUGACAGGAUGGUAGAAAAACUGGAUGUGGAAACGAAAGAGCAUCGCCUGAGCCUUAUCAGAGAGCGGAAAGAGAAACAGGAUGUGUUGGUGAAACCAGCCACAGACAAUGAGAGACGUAUCAUUUCUUCCAUCUACCGCCUCAUGUGGGCGAGUCGUUACGACAGUGAGGACUCCGAGGAGGAUUCUUACUAAAAUGGAAGCUACUACCUUAUCUAAACUCUGUUACUGCAAACUUGUUUGCCUGUGUCCUGCACAGGACCAACCUAAUGGUUGACUGCUGCUGGAUGAGUGGACAGGACAUCUGGAAUAACAGACUCUAUGAAGAGGCUGGAGCUCAGAACUAGCAGCAUUUGGAAGAAGGACCUUUUUAAAUGAAUGUACAGAUCUUGAUCUCCAAAGCAAAAUUGGGAUUGUGAGAGGACAAACUACAGUUGUGCUAGACAAUUGACAUGCAAAGCUUAGACUUCCAUGAUGGCUUGUGACCUGCUUUGUAUAAUGUCAUAGUUUAUCUGCGUCACUGCCCCUUCCUUAGUGAACAUGUAAAUGUGUACAUCAGCUUCCCUUAAUUCAGGCAGCAGAGGGAAGGGCCCAAGAUAUUUGAGAACGUGGCCAUCCCCCUACCAGCAGGCAUG
This is a messenger RNA of Indicator indicator, 1985 nucleotides long. RefSeq names its product ring finger protein 8 (gene RNF8). The transcript is spliced from 8 exons. Gene Ontology annotation, cellular component: site of double-strand break; nucleus; cytosol. Gene Ontology annotation, biological process: protein K48-linked ubiquitination; ubiquitin-dependent protein catabolic process; double-strand break repair. The coding region runs from base 1 to 1545 and encodes 514 amino acids. Lineage: Eukaryota; Metazoa; Chordata; Aves; Piciformes; Indicatoridae. Gene Ontology annotation, molecular function: histone binding; ubiquitin protein ligase activity. The record is from RefSeq and is a predicted model, not a curated record.